Messenger RNA from Cloeon dipterum, 860 nucleotides. Its product is annotated as zinc metalloproteinase nas-1-like. The coding region runs from base 12 to 860 and encodes 282 amino acids. Gene Ontology annotation, molecular function: zinc ion binding; metalloendopeptidase activity. Lineage: Eukaryota; Metazoa; Arthropoda; Insecta; Ephemeroptera; Baetidae. Gene Ontology annotation, biological process: proteolysis. The transcript is spliced from 6 exons. The record is from RefSeq and is a predicted model, not a curated record.
CAGAGACUAAAAUGAUAUCGUCCGGUGCAAUAGUGCUGCUAGCUCUGGUCAACGUCAUUGUUUCAAAUCCAAUUGACGAUGGUAUGGAACUGCGUUCCGGUAGGAAACGACCACUGGCUUCCAUAACUCCAAAUGACAAGCGUGGUCCCAACGGCGAAAAAAUUACAAACCAUUACGCUGUGGUAUCGCCCAAAAAAAAGUGGCCGGGCGGCGUCGUUCCCUGGCAAUACAAAAGCACCGACAGUUUCACUGAUGCACAGAAGAAGAAUAUCGAGACUGGUUUGGGAGAAAUAAUGAACGCAACGUGCAUAAAAUUCCGAGCAAAAACCGAUGCUGAUGUAGCAUAUGUCACCAUCCAAAAUUCUCAGGAGGGCUGCUGGGCUGGAUAUGGGUAUACAGGAAGCAGUGUGACUUUGAAUCUUGCCAAAGAUUGCUACCCAGACACGUCGUUUAUUAUCCACGAGAUGAUGCAUGUCCUGGGAUUCGACCACGAACAACAAAGAUAUGACAGAGAUAUAUAUCUUGAAGUUCAAUGGGAAAACAUUCAGGCUGGCAACGAAAAUAACUUUGACAAGUAUCCUCGCACUAAGGCGUACCCAAGAUACCCUUACGACCUUUUUAGCGUCAUGCAAUAUUAUCUCACUGCUUUUGGAAAAGGGGGCCGUCCAACUAUGCUUCUAACGUUCCAGAACGAAACCAUCAACAAGUCUGAAAUCGGCAAUGCGAAAAAGAUGACCAGAUCAGACAUUUUGAGGAUGCGAUCUGCAUACAAAUGUGACUUCAACGGCGAGAGUGGUGGUGUUGGCAGGAUGGGCAUCGAUUUGGAAGAGUCGGCCUUUGCCAAACACAAUUUCUUUUGA